AUGGCCUCCAGUCUCAAACUUGGCUUGAUUGCCCUACUCGGUGCGACUGCUGUCAACGCAGCUCCCGCCGCUGAGCCCGUUCUUGGAACCUCUCUCCUUACUUCUCGUGCUUCUUGUACCUUCUCCGGCUCCAGCGGUGCUGCGGAAGCCAUCAAGAGCAAGACCUCUUGCUCAACCAUUACCCUGAGCAACGUCGAAGUCCCGGCCGGAACUACUCUGGACCUGACAGGACUCAAGUCCGGUACCACCGUCAUCUUCGAAGGAACCACCACCUUCGGUUACAAGGAAUGGGAAGGUCCUCUGGUCUCCGUCUCCGGAACCUCCAUCACCGUCCAGGGUGCCUCAGGCGCGCAGCUCAACGGUGAUGGUGCCCGCUGGUGGGACGGCAAGGGAACCAACGGCGGCAAGACCAAGCCCAAGUUCUUCUACGCUCACAGCUUGACCAACUCCAAGAUCGAGAACAUCUACAUCAAGAACUCCCCCGUGCAGGUCUUCAGCAUCAACGGCGCCAAGGAGCUGACUCUUAGCGGAAUCACCGUCGACAACGCUGACGGUGAUAGCAACGGCGGCCACAACACCGACGCUUUCGACGUCGGCUCCAGCAACGGUGUCUACAUCACCAGCCCUAUCGUCCACAACCAGGAUGACUGCCUGGCUGUCAACUCCGGCACUAACGUCCACUUCACUGGCGCUCAGUGCACUGGCGGCCACGGUAUCUCCAUCGGCUCCGUCGGUGGACGCUCCGACAACACCGUUGACGGUGUCACCGUCGAGAGCUGCACCAUCAAGGACUCCGACAACGGCGUUCGCAUCAAGACCGUCUACGGCGCCACCGGUGCCGUCAAGGGCGUCACCUACAAGGACAUCACUCUCUCCGGAAUUGCCAAGUACGGUAUCGUCAUCGAGCAGGAUUACAAGAACGGUAGCCCUACCGGAACCCCCACCAGCGGUGUCCCCAUUACCGACUUGACCAUCGACAACGUCCACGGAACUGUCGCCAGCAGUGGUGUCGAUACCUACAUCCUGUGUGCUUCUGGUGCUUGCUCCGACUGGUCUUGGAGCGGCGUUAGCAUCACCGGUGGUCAGACUAGCAAGAAGUGCAAGGGUAUUCCCAGCGGUGCUAGCUGCUAA
Molecule: messenger RNA, 1131 nt
Organism: Penicillium crustosum
Lineage: Eukaryota; Fungi; Ascomycota; Eurotiomycetes; Eurotiales; Aspergillaceae
Product: glycoside hydrolase family 28 protein
Exons: 4
Coding region: 1-1131 (376 amino acids)
Biological process (GO): pectin catabolic process
Cellular component (GO): extracellular region
Molecular function (GO): polygalacturonase activity
Source: RefSeq, a predicted model, not a curated record